AUGAUUAAACAACAGCAACCACAGACCAUUACAUACGCCAUAUAUGCAUAUAAUUCAAAGACGGCAGAACAAACGCAAAUGUUGAAAUAUGGAGAUUUGGAGAUAGUAUUGAAAAAUAACCAUUUCGAAUUCGUUUGCAAAGGUGGUGCAGUGAUAUCAAAUAUAAAAGAAAUUUUAUUUAUGAAUUCAAAAAUUAAAGGAAUAACGGAUGAUAUAACAUCAAUUCCACCAGAAGAACAAAGAUAUUACGCAUUAAAUGCAUUUCCUAAAGUUUUGAAGAUUGGAAGAUUUAAUUUAAAUGAGGAAUUCAUAAAAGGUUUCCUAAAUGACAUAAUGAAGAAAGCAGAUAAGGAAUAUGUUAACGAUGAGUUAGCAAAGAAAGCAGAUAUAUCAUUUGUUAACGAUGAGUUAGCAAAGAAAGCAGAUAUAUCAUUUGUUAACGAUGAGUUAGCAAAGAAGGCAGAUAAGGAAUAUGUUAACGAUGAGUUAGCAAAGAAAGCAGAUAAGGAAUAUGUUAAUGAAAAAGAUAAUGAAAUUAUAGAAAGGGUUGAAUGGUAUCAUGAACGGACAUCGAAGAUUCUUAAAACUAAAGCUGAUACAGGAUGGGUUUCAGAAUGUUUAGACCUUAAAGCAGAUAUAUCAUUUGUUAACGAUGAGUUAGCAAAGAAAGCAGAUAAGGAAUAUGUUAACGAUGAGUUAGCAAAGAAGGCAGAUAAGGAAUAUGUUAACGAUGAGUUAGCAAAGAAAGCAGAUAUAUCAUUUGUUAACGAAAUAUACCAAAGUUUAGUUGGAACAAAAAAUAUUGAAACUAUUGUUGGCGACUUUUCUGUCAAUGAAGAAAACAAAUAUUUUAGAUGGGAGUUUGUACAGUCCUUAAGAAAUGGUAUACGGUAUAAACUCAUUCCGAAAAAUAACAAUGAAAUGUAUGUAGGCUAUAUAAAGAAUAAUGGCACACAAGUUAAAGUUCCAUUAGACAACAACUGCUACUUAAACUUAUAUGGAGACGAACAAAAGAAAUAUUUAAGAGUUUAUGAAAUGGCAGAUAUGACAUUGUCUAACGUAGCUCCAGCACCAUAUUAUUAUGACUAUGGUGUUGACGCACGUGUAGACCCAAAAAAGCAAACAUUAUAUUUAGAUUAUUAUAGAUAUAAAAGAUAUAAUGCAAUAGAAAAAACGAGAAUAGUAUACUAUUAUGAAGAUGACAAAAAUAAAUAUUAUAGUCAAGAUUUUACAUACCCCGAAAACAUAAGAUUAUAUUAUAAAAAAUAUUCUGACACAAACCAGAAGAAACCCGAAAUAGUUACACUAUAUUUUAAGUUCAAAAGAGACAAUCCUAUAAUAUCUCAUAUGUUUGAUUUAAUGAACCCAGUAGGUUCUAUUUAUACAUCUAUGGAUGUGAGAGGUCCUCAAGCAAUGUUUGGUGUUGGUGCAUGGGAACAAAUAGUCGACAGGUUUUUGUAUUGUGCAAACUCUUCAAAGGAAACAGGGGGAAGUAAAACAAUUACGGGUGAAAAUUUACCUGCACACAGUCACUACAUAGAUUUAAGCACAUCUCAAGCAGGUUGGCAUAAGCAUAGAUAUUGGGAUUGGUCAGGAAUGACAAAAGGUAAAGGAUAUGAUGUUAAAGAUGAUGUUAAAUUUGCCAUAAAUUGUUACUGGAGUGACACUCAGGGAGAAGGAAACCAUACACAUCGCGUUUCAGGAUAUACACAAACAACGGGACAAAGUAAAGAUUACAUGCCACCAUUUAUGACUGUAUUCGCAUGGUAUAGAGUUCAAUGA
Molecule: messenger RNA, 1782 nt
Organism: Trichomonas vaginalis G3
Lineage: Eukaryota; Parabasalia; Trichomonadida; Trichomonadidae
Product: phage tail repeat-like family
Exons: 1
Coding region: 1-1782 (593 amino acids)
Source: RefSeq, a predicted model, not a curated record